CCCGCUGGUGGAAUUCCGCGCGUGGGAGCUUCGGUUGCUUGUCUCGCCGGAUUCGCCGCCGCAUUGUGGAGAAUUCGGUGCGGGUUCUGAGCAUGUGGCGCCAGUUCCGGAGCUCGGGAAUCUAUCGACGUGAUUGUUUCUGCCUGGACUGGCAUUUGCGACCAAUAGGCUAGGUCCAUGUUUUUGGUGAAUUCCCAAAGUAUCAUGGUUGUCUUCGAUGAGAAAUUACUGGCAGGUUUCUGUAGCUUAUCUAUUGAGUUAUAGAUGCACCUGCAGUAGUUUAUUGCUGUCAAAUUAGGUUUUGGUGCACGCCUUCUGUUCAAUCAUAUAUAUAGCUUACCUUAUGACAGAAAGCGAAACAGCUUUGCUAAUGUGGUACAAGCUAGCAAUCAGCCUGUGCCUCCACGUUUACAGAGGUUCUCUAGUAUUUUUAGGAUUUCUCUUGAUAAGUACUCCCUCUGUAAGGUCUUAUAUUCCUUUACAGAGGGAGUGCUUCUUUCUCCAUAAUUCCAUAUGCUUCUUGUAUCCUGCAAUUACUGUGCAUCACAUCGAUCUAAAGAAAUUAUAAUAAACUAGUUGUUACAGUUUUCUUGUUUUUCUCCCAACUAACAUGAUAUUUUAUGUAAGGACUCUUAAUCUCUGAAUUUCCAUGAAUGGUCUGUUCCAGUUAGCAUGAGAGCAGCUGGCAAUCCUACAAUUAGCAUGGAUGGUCUGUUCCAGUUAGCAUGAGAACAGCUGGCAAUCCUUCAAUUAGGAAUCUCUUGUUAGAAAAGGUUAUAGCAAGAAAUAUAAGCACAGAAACACACCAAGCUUUGACCCAGUCAUCAUACCUGAAAAUAUUAUGUUUUCUCAUAAAGAGGAUGGACGGUGUCUACCGCUUGCUUUUGCAUGAAAAGAAAGUUAUACAAGAUGACACUUCAGAUGCAAAACUUCAUGCACCGAUACAGUAUGAGAGAGAUGUGGUUACUGCUCUCGGAACUACCAAGUGGCAGUUGGAGCAAUUUGAGAGGGAGGUGAAUGCAGCUGCAUUCUCUGAUAAGUCAACUUCUAGGGAAAAUGCAAUCUUAAAAUUUAGGCAAUUCAUUAGAGCUAUAGCGGAGCAAAUUUCUGAGGUGGAAGAAAGCUUGAAGACUCUUAGGACAGAUUUCAGUAGAACUCCGAAAUCUCCAUACCCCUCAAGUGAACAGGAUGGAGAUGGGCUGGCAUCUUUCCUUUCUGGUGGCAACAAUCAUAGUCAUGCAUACUACUCCACUGAUACAAAUGAAAUUACUGAACUUAAGCUCGACAGUGCACCUAUGGUGAAUGGUUAUCAUUCUGCCCAAGAAGAUACAUCACGUGAACUCAGAUAUUCAGGAAAUGAUGUGGAAGGAGCAUCCAAAUUGCAAUGUUCACGUGGAGAAAGUGCAUCUGAAGUAGAUCAUAACGGUAGCACUUUGUGUAGUUUGGAUGCUGAUGAUUCGCUAGGUACGAGCCAUCAUUACAAGAACAAACUGAGCAGUCAGUACCGCAGUUUUAUGAGAAACUUAUGGUUUACGAAUAGAGACCAUGAGAGCUUUACAAAGAGGAGGAAAGAUGGAGAAGUUGUUGAUAGCUUGAGAAAUGGAAAUAUAUUGCCUCCCUUCAACCUACGUACAUCAGGAAGAACUAUGUAUUGCUGGCCUGAACUUAUCAAGAGAACAUUAAGUAGAUCUGAAUAUUCUACACGCUACAAUCACCCUCAACUUUUUGUAGCAACAUCACUACUAGUUGCACUUGCUGUCCUUGGCUUGCUGGUUUUGCAUGCCAAGUGAGGCGAAUGAAGCGACAUGUAUCUAAUUUUGGUCCCUGUGUAUGUAACACUCACUGCGCGCUCGGAGUACCCUUAUGUAUGCAUGUAUCAGCCGCUGCGUUGCAUCGCACCAACCGGGUCUGUGAUCCUUCCCUAUGAAGAAGGAUACAUAGGCUUCUGAUCGCGGCACGAUGCAGACAGAGGUUUGCCGACGUUUUUGCGCAGCUGAUAACUGUGGUUGGCUCCUCGGCAGCGUGACCCAGCACCAGAGGAAGCUGUGAUACUCCCGCUAAUUGUCAUUUUCUGGGUCCAAAACCACUGUACCAUGCUGAUGCCAUUGUGCUAAUCAACGAUUGCCAGAUCGGUGGGAUGAACAGUUACUGCAGUUUUUGAUUGAUUGUGGCAACCUCAAUGUUAAUAUAUUUCUCGCGAAUUGAAAAGUCCACUCGAACGGAGCUGAUUCAUUGUACCAUAUGCUGAGUUGUAAACUGCCUGUCUCUACCUGGUGAUUAUAAAUAAAAUAAAUCUGCUUUGCUCAUGGUGCCCGAUCUCUGUUGUGCUAUGUUUUGCGUGAUUUGACCCGUAUCAGAUGCUACAUACACUGAACACAAGCCUGAUGUGCGGCACUGCGCCGGUCCGCUUUGAGUUUGUCUGCUGGAUGCGCCUUUGCUUCACCUUUUUUGUGGAACCGGCAGGUGGGUCCCUGGUGUCAGCAGCCUACCCGCUUGCCCGAUCCGGCCCCUGAGCCCUGCCAAGCGGCGCGACCCACGCCGAGAGCGGCCGCCUGAUCUAAUCAGAGCCGUGAACUAAACUACUCCAGUGAUGAUCCCUCUCGAAAUAAGAAGCAGAGGAAAAAUUGAUCUAGGUCGCCCUGGCGCGAUGCUUUGGCACUCCACACCGGCCAGCCGCGGCCUUUCGCCCAAGCCGCCAGCCGCGAGGAGGCGACCCACGGCCCACCCAGCGCGAGGACGGAAGAGGCGCGUGCCCCGGCAGCCAGGGCCAGCGGGCAGACAGACGGAGCCGAGCACUGCAGCAGAGAGUCUGCCUUCCUCCCCUAUUAAUAAGGCGCCGUGCGCGUGCUGGCCACCUCACCACCCCCGGCAGCAUCUCGCGAUCCCAAAGUCCAACCAGCCUCCGCCGCCUCUCCUCGCCUGCGAGGUCAGCGCCGCCUUCUCCCCCGUCUGUUUCGUCGGAGAAGAAAAAUGUCAACUGCCACUGCUCCAGGAGUGUCCUUUGCUAAAUCCGGGGCUGGUUCCCGGGCCGUUGCUCCGGCGAUCAGGAGCGCUUCCUUCAUCGGUUACGCCAAGCAACCACCAAACUUGUCUUGCCUAAGGAUGUCAAACAAGUUCAGGGUGUCUGCUGCGGCCGUGCACAAGGUGAAGCUCAUAAGCCCGGACGGUGAAGAGCAUGAGUUUGAGGCCCCUGAAGACACCUACAUUCUUGAGGCAGCUGAAAAUGCCGGAGUGGAGCUGCCAUUCUCCUGCCGCGCCGGAUCGUGCUCCACAUGCGCGGGCAAGAUGACUACCGGGGAGGUCGAUCAGUCGGAGGGCUCCUUCCUUGAUGAGAACCAGAUGGGCGAGGGAUACCUUCUGACCUGCAUCUCAUACCCCAAGGCAGAUUGCGUCAUUCAAACCCACCAAGAGGAGGAACUCUACUAAUUGUUGAAGUUUCGUGGUGGAUUCAUUGUUCGGUUGCCUUCUGUUAUCUAGAGAUAUGGCUAGGUGGGCGUAUCUUCCUAGAAAUCACUUCAGUCUUUUGAUGGGAUCGUGAUAUAUGAGUUGUGACAAUAAUUGAUGUAAAAUGGUUUGUCAGUUCAAACUGCAUUUGUCCAGAUUGCAGCAAUUCGAACUACCAUACACUGUUGGAAGUCUUGAAAACAUGUUGUACUUGUGGGUCACUUCCUUUAGGAAUUAUUUGGCCACUCUGUUUGCACUCU
This is a messenger RNA of Triticum aestivum (bread wheat), 3704 nucleotides long. RefSeq names its product ferredoxin. Gene Ontology annotation, biological process: electron transport chain; Golgi vesicle transport. Lineage: Eukaryota; Viridiplantae; Streptophyta; Magnoliopsida; Poales; Poaceae. Gene Ontology annotation, molecular function: electron transfer activity; 2 iron, 2 sulfur cluster binding. The transcript is spliced from 6 exons. The record is from RefSeq and is a predicted model, not a curated record. The coding region runs from base 726 to 1790 and encodes 354 amino acids. Gene Ontology annotation, cellular component: membrane.